Molecule: messenger RNA, 507 nt
Organism: Cylicostephanus goldi
Lineage: Eukaryota; Metazoa; Nematoda; Chromadorea; Rhabditida; Strongylidae
Source: the annotation of a GenBank genome assembly
AUGGCUGGCGGUUUGUUUGCUGCUAAUCGCGAGUACUUCUUUGAAGUUGGAGGCUACGAUGAAGAGAUGGACAUUUGGGGCGGGGAAAAUUUGGAGAUCUCGUUCAGAGUAUGGAUGUGUGGAGGAUCGAUCGAGUUGAUACCAUGUUCUCAUGUUGGUCACAUCUAUCGUUCAGGACACCCUUAUGACAUGACAGGUGAACUGCAGUGUUUAUACUUGACAGAUAAUGAUGUUCACGGAACAAAUUCUAAGCGGUUGGCAGAAGUUUGGAUGGAUGACUAUAAACGGCUUUUCUAUGUUCAUCGAAUGGGUUUGAAGGACUUGGACGUAGGGGAUCUGACAGAGCGGAAGAAGCUUCGAGAGCGACUGCAGUGCAAGUCGUUCAAAUGGUUUUUGGACAAUGUGAUACCGCAAAAAUUCAUCCCCGAUGAAAAUGUGUACGCUUAUGGGCAUGUAAAAGGAGAGAAUGGGCUUUGUUUGGACACACUCCAAAGGCUCGAAAACAAG